Clonostachys byssicola is the source of this 531-nucleotide messenger RNA. Lineage: Eukaryota; Fungi; Ascomycota; Sordariomycetes; Hypocreales; Bionectriaceae. The record is from the annotation of a GenBank genome assembly.
AUGAAGUUCUCCGCCGUUCUCGUCUGGGCCUCGCUGGCUUUGGCCACCCCUACCCCUGCCAUUCAAACUCGCGACGAGGACAACACAUUGUGCAAGCUUUUUGACGGCCUUUCCAAGCUCGAAGACACUGUCUAUGCCUCCAGGGUCAAGAUUGAUGCAGCGGCGGCGGCCUCUAAUGUCGACAAUGAAUCCCAGACUGCUGCUGCCAUCGAGACGGAACUCGAAGCGAUCAACGCUGCCCUCUUAGCUGCGUUUGGCAGCAGCACGGGCAAGGGUGCGAUUUGCUUGCCCAGUUUGGCAUGCGAGGAAGACUCCGACGUGUUCACAUGUUUUCUGGAAAGCUGCUCUGCUGCAGCCGAAACCGCCGCCGACUUGAAAGACAUCCUGACCACCAUCUCCGGCCUAUCAGCUGACGUCCGAAAAGCUGUGGCUGAACAAUUGGGCCUCCUCAGGUUCCUGACCGCGCCGAGUAUCGAGGUCAUUCUGCAAUAUUGCAACAAGCUGACCCAGCAAUGCCCGAUCCAAGUCUGA